UUUUCACUUUUCAUGCUAUAUCAUUACUGUCUUGCAAAAAACGCUGAUUCACAAUGAUUCAGUCAUGUCAUUGGACACUUUAUAAUGUAAGGCCUUCACGGAUGAUGUGCUGUUGAGUAGAGGAGAGAAGUGGACGCAGGUGUACCGAGUUGCUGAAGACUGGAAGAAAAAAGAGAGGAUUCCAUGAUGGAAAAUCUAUUCAUCAUAGCUUUUAUUGUAAUCGGUCUCUCAACGGAUGUUCACGCUAUAGAUAAUGCUGAUGGACAAACUACUGACAAGAAAAUCCAUCCAAGGUUGGCAGAGUUGGCCAGAAUAGCAGUCGAAUUAAAAUUAGAUUUAGAGAGAGUCACAGAGAAAAUUGAAAGUAAAUUACCCGGGAAAACAGUAAAAGAGUGGAUUGGUGUGGCAAAUUCUAUGCUAAUGUACAUGCUGUCAAAAUCGUUACAAUUUGCAAGUACAUCACCCAAAGGCUCACCUCAAGCAACCGCAAUUUGGAAAUUUCGGAAAGAUAUUUUAAAACAAUUUCAGCUGGACCUCAAAAAUAUGAAAAAAGAAAAAUCAAAAGCAGGCAUGAUGAAGUUUUUGUCCAGUUAUAAACGUUUAUGCAAUGAACUCAAGGAAUGGAUUGAUGAUAAUAAUGUAUCACCGUCGAAAACAGCCACGGAACAUCCAUGUCUCACACAGGUGCCAUGUCCGACACAAGAGCCAUGUCCGACACAAGUACCAUGUCCAACACAAGAGCCAUGUCCAACACGGGAGCCAUGCCCGACAUGUCCGACACAAGAACUAUGCCCGACAUGUCCGACACAAGAACUAUGCCCAACACGAGAGCCCUGUCCAACACAAGAACCAUGCCCAACAUGUCCAACACAAGAACCAUGCCCAACAUGUCCAACACAAGAACCAUGCCCAACAUGUCCAACACAAGAACCAUGCCCAACAUGUCCAACACAAGAGCCAUGUCCGACCACGCCCUUCAACAGUUCUGGACUAACAACGUUUGGGCAAACAUCUGAAGUAUCGACUUUUCAUAUAUAUCCAACAUCCGAGAAUUCUACUCAAACUACCCCAAGCUGUAGUAGUUCAACUGCGAUGGUUCUGAGUAUUGGUAAUGCAGUUGAUUUGAAAUCUGGACUAGGAUCACAUGGUUGGUGGUUUGUAGACCCCAUGGAUUCAACAGCAUGGGUUAUGAAAGGCUAUACGGCCAACACUCUCGAAAGGUAUACUAACGAGAUGUCACUUUCGGGGACUCCUAUAGAGACUAUAACUCUUGAAUUUAUACCUGGAAAAUGUGAGCUACUUGUGUGGGACAAAGGAGUUCUUCAGAAAAUGCGAAUAACCUUUGAUGACAAUGAGGUGACAACUAAACCAACACCAAGGACCACACGUGAUAUACCAACACUGUCUUGUGGUACUUCAAAUACGAUGGUUUUGAGUAUUGGUAAUGCAGUUGAUUUGAAAUCUGGACUAGGAUCACAUGGUUGGUGGUUUGUGGACCCCAUAGAUUCAACAGCAUGGGUUAUGAAAGGCUAUAUGGCCAACACUCUCGAAAGGUAUACUAACGAGAUGUCACUUUCGGGGAGUCCUAUAGAGACUAUAACUUUUGAAUUUAUACCUGGAAAAUGUGAGCUACUUGUGUGGGACAAAGGAGUUCUUCAGAAAAUGCGAAUAACCUUUAAUGACAUUGAGGUGACAACUAAACCAACACCAAGGACCACACGUGAUAUACCAACACUGUCUUGUGGUACUUCAAAUACGAUGGUUCUGAGUAUUGGUAAUGCAGUUGAUUUGAAAUCUGGACUAGGAUCACAUGGUUGGUGGUUUGUGGAUCCCAUAGAUUCAACAGCGUGGGUUAUGAAGGGCUUCACAGCCAACACUCUCGAGAGGUAUGCUAACGAGAUGUCACUUUCGGGGAGUCCUAUAGAGACUAUAACUCUUGGACAAUCGUGUGACGGAACUGGACAUGCCAUAUACGCAGGCUAUUUCUAUUGCAACUUGGCAAACUCAAAUAGAGUGGUGAAAAUACAAAUUAGUACCAAGGAAAACGUUGGUGAAGGCGCUUUGACAGACGCUGGUUUCCAUAAUACAUAUCAUUAUCAAUGGGGAGGAUACUCGGACAUUGAUCUUGCUCUGGACACUGGAAAUCAACUUUACGCCAUAUAUGGUUCAAAACAAAAUGGUGGAAACUAUGCAAUUGCACAUUUGGACAUCGAUACAUUGGUCAUUGUUAGAAAAUGGCAGCUCAAUGUAAAGAAAAUAGGAAGUGGAAAUUCAUUCAUGGCUAACGGAAUGCUAUAUAUUCUCAACUCGUACAGCAGUCCCACUUAUUUUACCCACCGUUUUGACACGAAAACGAGUAGACUAACCUCACUUUCCCCCAGUGAACUCCGAUAUCCAGGUCCUAAAAAGGGUUACAUUAACGCUUUAGAAUUUAUACCUGGAAAAUGUGAGCUACUUGUGUGGGACAAUGGAGUUCUUCAGAAAUUGCCAAUAACCUUUGAUGACAUUGAGGUGACAACUAAACCAACACCAAGGACCACGAGUGAUUUACCAACACUGUCUUGUGGUAGUUCUACUGCGAUGGUAUUGAGCAUUAGAAAUGCAGUUGAUUUGAAAUCUGGACUAGGAACACAUGGUUGGUGGUUUGUGGACGCCAUAGAUUCAACAGCUUGGGUUACGAAGGGCUAUAGCAAGGUCAAUACUCUCGAGAGGUAUACCAACGAGAUGUCACUUUCGGGGAAUCAUGAGAUUAUAACUCUUGGGCAAGCGUGUGACGGAACUGGACAUGUCAUAUACGCAGGCUUUUUCUAUUGCAACUUGGCAAACUCAAACAGAGUGGUGAAAAUACAAAUCAGUACCAAAGAAAACGUUGGUGAAGUGGCUUUGACAGACGCUGGUUUCCAUAAUACAUAUCCUUACAGUUGGGGAGGAUACUCGGACAUUGAUCUUGCUUUGGAUACUGGGAAUCAACUUUACGCCAUAUAUGGUUCCAAACAAAAUGGUGGAAACUAUGCAAUUGCACAUUUGGACAUCGAUACAUUGCUCAUUAUUAAAACAUGGCAGCUCAAUGUAAAGAAAAGGGGAAGUGGAAAUUCAUUCAUGGCAAACAGAAUGCUAUAUAUUCUUAACUCGUAUAGCAGUCCCACUUAUUUUACCCACCGCUUUGACACGAGAACGAGUAGACUAACCUCACUUUCCCCCAGUGAGCUCCGAUAUCCAGGUCCUAAAAAGGGCUACAUUAACUCUUUAGAAUUUAUACCUGGAAAAUGUGAGUUACUUGUGUGGGACAAUGGAGUGGUUCAGAAAUUGGCAAUAACCUUUGAUGACAUUGAGGUGACAACUAAACCGACACCAAAGACCACACGCGAUAUACCAACACUGUCUUGUGGUACUUCAAAUACGAUGGUUUUGAGUAUUGGUAAUGCAGUUGAUUUGAAAUCUGGACUGGGAACACAUGGCUGGUGGUUUGUGGACCCCAUAGAUUCAACAGCGUGGGUUAUGAAAGGCUUCACAGCCAACACUCUCGAGAGGUAUGCUAACGAGAUGUCACUUUCGGGGAGUCCUAUAGAGACUAUAACUCUUGAACAAUCGUGUGACGGAACUGGACAUGUCAUAUACGCAGGCUUUUUCUAUUGCAACUUGGCAAACUCAAAUAGAGUGGUGAAAAUACAGAUAAGUACUAAAGAAAACGUUGGUGAAGUGGCUUUGACAGACGCUGGUUUCCGUAAUACAUAUCAUUAUCAAUGGGGCGGAUACACGGACAUUGAUCUUGCUUUGGAUACUGGGAAUCAACUUUACGCUAUAUAUGGUUCAAAACAAAAUGGUGGAAACUAUGCAAUUGCACAUUUGGACAUCGACACAUUGGUCAUUGUUAAAACAUGGCAGCUCAAUGUAAAGAAAAGGGGAAGUGGAAAUUCAUUCAUGGCAAACGGAAUGCUAUAUAUUCUUAACUCGUAUAGCAGUCCCACUUAUUUUACCCACCGCUUUGACACGACAACGAGUAGUCUAACAUCACUUUCUUCCAGUGGACUCCGAUAUCCGGGUCCUAAAAAGGGUUACAUUAAUGCUUUAGAAUUCAUACCUGGAAAAUGUGAGAUACUUGUGUGGGACAAUGGAGUCCUCCAGAAAAUGUCAGUUUCUUUUUAA
Owenia fusiformis is the source of this 4146-nucleotide messenger RNA. The record is from the annotation of a GenBank genome assembly. NCBI's taxonomy places the organism in Eukaryota, Metazoa, Annelida, Polychaeta, Sabellida, Oweniidae.